AUGAGUGAUCGACGUGUUUCAUAUUUUUAUAAUGCGGAUGUCGGCAAUUUCCACUAUGGCGCAGGACAUCCUAUGAAGCCGCAACGUCUAGCUGUCACACACAGCCUCGUGAUGAACUAUGGCUUGCACAAAAAGAUGAAAAUCUAUAGACCUUAUAAAGCUAGUGCCCAGGAUAUGCUGCGUUUUCAUAGUGACGAAUACAUCGCCUAUCUACAGCAAGUGACGCCACAAAACAUACAAUGCAAUUCUGUUGCCUACACAAAGUAUCUUGCACAUUUCAGUGUGGGUGAAGAUUGUCCCGUCUUUGACGGCCUCUUCGAUUUUUGUUCCAUGUAUACUGGGGCUUCUUUAGAAGGAGCCCAAAAACUAAAUCAAAAUCACAGCGAUAUUUGCAUUAAUUGGUCCGGUGGCUUGCAUCAUGCUAAGAAAUUUGAGGCUUCUGGGUUUUGUUACGUUAACGACAUUGUCAUAGGCAUAUUGGAGCUGCUUAAAUAUCAUCCCCGUGUGCUUUACAUUGACAUAGAUGUGCACCAUGGGGAUGGCGUGCAAGAAGCGUUCUAUUUGACGGAUCGAGUGAUGACAGUUUCGUUUCAUAAGUAUGGCAACUAUUUCUUUCCCGGCACUGGUGAUAUGUAUGAGCUAGGAAACGAGUCGGGACGAUAUUAUAGCGUAAAUGUGCCGCUUAAGGAGGGCAUAGAUGAUCAAAGUUACUUUCAGGUUUUUAAACCAAUUAUAUCAGCGGUUAUGGAGUUUUAUCGACCCACUGCUAUUGUUCUACAAUGUGGCGCAGAUUCACUGGCUGGCGAUCGUUUGGGCUGCUUUUCACUGAGUACCCGUGGCCAUGGAGCCUGUGUAAAGUUUGUCAGAGGUCUGAACGUUCCAACAUUAGUCGUUGGUGGCGGUGGGUAUACAUUACGUAAUGUGGCGCGCUGUUGGACACACGAAACGUCACUGCUCUUGGAUCAGGAAAUAGCAAAUGAUUUACCCGUAACGGAAUAUUACGAUUUCUUUGCUCCUGAUUUUACGUUACAUCCCGAUGUAAACUCACGACAGGACAAUGCAAAUUCAAAGCAGUACUUAGAGAUGAUCGUAAAGCAUGUUUAUGAAAAUUUGAAAAUGUGCCAACACUCACCAAGCGUACAAAUGGUGCAAACGCCACCGGACACAAUUGACUUGGAGGAACUGCGCAUGAAGGAGGAAACAGAUCCCGAUGUGCGCGUUUCACAAGCCGAUGAGGACAAACUUAUCGAACCGAAGAAUGAAUUCUACGAUGGUGAUCAAGAUCAAGACAAGCCAGAUUCAGUUGAAAGUUAGAAGCUGUAAGCAUUAUUUAUCUCAUAAGCUAGCAAUUGUUAAGAGAAAUUAUUUCGAUAAAAUAGCAUGUAAUUGGCUUUAAAAUUAGACACGUGUAUUUAUAUAUAUUGCCUUUUAGAUGGGAUGAACAUAAAGACCUACACAGAUCGAAGAUAAUGAAAA
Scaptodrosophila lebanonensis is the source of this 1476-nucleotide messenger RNA. It is a transcript of the gene HDAC3, whose product is annotated as histone deacetylase 3. Gene Ontology annotation, molecular function: histone deacetylase activity. The record is from RefSeq and is a predicted model, not a curated record. Bases 1 to 1314 code for a protein of 437 amino acids. The transcript is spliced from 3 exons. Lineage: Eukaryota; Metazoa; Arthropoda; Insecta; Diptera; Drosophilidae.